AACACGAGUAUACAGAAAGACAGAGAGAGAGGGAGAGAGAGAGAGAGAGAGACACGCACACACACACACACACGAGGUUUGGAAUCGGUCGAUCGGUUUCGUCGAUCCAAACCUCCGAUGAUCCUUCGCGGAUCCAAGUGUUCGUCGCAGAUCGACGCGCGUUUAGCUUAUCGACUUUGAUGGAUAUUCGAGGGAAUUUCCGGCGGAUGUGGCUGGUGGGUUGAUAAACUGGCUGUGCUACCGUGAUAAGGAAUUCUGGAGUGGUCAGGAAGGGAUUCGGAGUGCGCCAGCUGCUCGAUUAAAGAGGAUCGGCACGGUAGAAUGUACAGCUGAUCGGUGAGUUCGUGUCGUUCAUCGAUCGUUCGAUCUUUUAACGUUUUCGAGGACACAGAACUGGCAAUUCUUUACUCGGCAUCUCCAUUUCGAUUGCGCCGCGAGCCAACUUCACCGGAUGGUAACCAGAGCAUAUUCAAAUUCCUCGUCGGUCGAUGGCAAACGUAUCGCAAAGGGAAAUUUCCUCGCCCCGAACGGUGUUUCGUUCGUAUCUCGUCGGAUACUCGAUUCGAUAAACUCUCGUCUGUGAUUUCUCGCUCGAUAUUGAUGUUAAAAGAGAUCGUACUUGGCGCUCGAUCGUAAAGAAAUACAAUUUUCUUGAUUUUUCUUGAUUUGUCGGCCAGAGAGUUAGAAAUAACGUCUUAAUAGCGAAGCAUCGCGAAAGAAGAACGACGAAGUUUAAACAACGUCGGGAAACGAGCCUGAAAGCUCGACCUAAAUUCGCCUGUGCGGCAUCGAUAGAACCCCGUGGCGCGAGGGUUUCUUCGUCGAAUCAUGGGACUUGGUAUCGCUAAAAAUUUCCCAUUUCUGCUAGCCGUUCGUUCCGCUUUGUCGAAUUUUUCCCCUCGAAAUUACAUUGUUCCGGCAUUGAUCGCCACUUUUACGACGAUCUAUUCUUUUCAAAGCAACGCAGAUGUUCCCGCUUCAUUGACAUCCUUUCGCACGUAUAUUUGUUUCAGGAAUGACGAGACACUUUCUGGUGAUCCUAUGCUGCUACCUGUACACGCUCUUUGACAUGGCGGCCCUACAUUUUCCGUGAGUAGACGAACAUACUUGGAAGCUAUAGAAGCCGCGAUCGGACCAGAACGCUCGAGAUUAGCGUUGGAUCGAAGGCGGACAGAUUGAUCUUUCCACUCGUUCGAUCGAUGGAAAUCUCUCGAACCUUCUGUUUUCCUGUUGUGCUUGUAUCUCUCUUUCACGCACGCUCUCUUUCGAUCGCUGAAUAAACGCGAUCUCGAGGACGAUAUCGUGGCCUACAUGCAAAAAGAACGAACGUACCGUCGUGAAACGUAAGGAAAUUCGCGAUUCUCGUUAAGUUCGACUCGCGUCGACCAUGAUUCUCGUUUUUGUUCGAAAGAAAUUUUAACCUGACGAUGGCAAAAGAAAAAAGAAGCGUGAAAGAAGAAUUGCAAGAUUCCUCGGUAAAUUCGUUCUCGUUGCGAAACACAGCGACGAUAGAAGGUGGCCCAGCAUCACCCGCCACUGUGUCGAGUUUCAGCGAGGAAAUAUGCGAACCGGUACUUUCCACGGAGGUCGAAGGCUGGCAUAUUAAAGUCGAUAGCCUAUCGUCGAGUACGUUUCGACUUUCGGCGAGAAAACGCGGGUACCGGUUUUUUCCGAAGAUCGCAAGGGAGUCGGAUCUCGAGGAGUACGGUAGGAAGGAGGCCUCUUUGUCACUCAGGGACAUCCUGCCGUUGAAUCCGAAGCAGUACGACAAACACAGGGCGCCGAAGUUCCUAGGCCAACCUACAAUCGUCUACUUUCACGUGACGGUGCUCAGCCUCGACUCCAUAAACGAGGAAUCGAUGACGUACGUUGCGGAUAUAUUUUUGGCGCAAAGCUGGCGGGACUCUAGACUACGACUUCCGGAGAACAUGUCGGAGGAGUACAGAAUAUUGGACGUAGACUGGCUGCACAAUAUCUGGAGGCCCGAUUGCUUCUUCAAAAACGCGAAGAAGGUCACCUUCCACGAGAUGUCCAUACCGAAUCACUAUCUUUGGCUGUACCACGACAAGACGCUGCUUUACAUGUCGAAAUUGACUCUCGUCCUCUCUUGCGCGAUGAAGUUCGAGUCCUAUCCUCACGACACUCAAAUUUGCUCAAUGAUGAUCGAAAGUCUGUCGCACACCACCCAGGACCUAGUGUUCAUCUGGAACAUGACGGACCCGCUGGUGGUGAACCCCGAGAUCGAGCUUCCUCAGUUGGACAUCUCGAACAACUACACAACCGACUGCACGAUCGAGUACUCGACCGGCAACUUCACGUGCAUCCAGAUCGUGUUCAAUCUGCGCCGUCGAUUGGGCUAUCACCUGUUCCACACUUACAUACCGUCCGCGUUGAUCGUCGUCAUGUCCUGGAUCGCGUUCUGGAUCAAACCCGAGGCGAUUCCCGCCCGGGUCACUCUGGGAGUGACGUCACUGCUGACCCUCGCGACCCAGAACACGCAGUCCCAGCAAUCACUGCCACCGGUCUCCUACGUGAAGGCCAUCGACGUGUGGAUGUCCUCGUGCAGCGUGUUCGUUUUCCUGUCGCUCAUGGAGUUUGCUGUGGUUAAUAACUACAUGGGACCGGUGGCCACCAAGGCCAUGAAGGGCUACUCGGACGAGGAUCUAAGAGAGGCCAUCGACGAAUUCAAAACACCCAUGAGGAACGAAUCGGAGAGAAGCAGAAGUCCCGUGAGACCUGCAACCGUGCAAUACGACACCUGCUGCCAGGGUCGGGCAACAGCGAUCUACAUCGACAAGGUGUCCAGAUUCUUCUUCCCGUUCUCAUUCCUCAUCCUGAACGUCGUCUACUGGAGCACCUUCCUGUAGGAGGUCUGCCCUUCUCUCGCAGAAGGACGAACACGGAAACGAAGAUCGCUGGAUCGUCGACGGUCUCCAACAAUGUCUUUCGUUCGAUCUUUGUUAAUCAUUUCGAUUCAACCAAAUGAAACUCCAUAGACGAACGAAAUGAUGAUAUUAUACGAUUCGUUACUUGGAUAAAUCGUCGAGGAAACUUCGGUUUCUGCCGGACAACGAGAAAUUUAGCUUUGGUCGUUGGACGGAACGCAUCGAACAAUUAACAAGAAUCGAACGAACCGGACGGUUUUUCUACGACGAGAUAGUCCGCUAGAAGAAUUUUCAGUGUCUUUUAUAUAAUAUAGAGAACACGCGCCGUCAACGGUUCAUUAAUCGUUUAACAAUUAAGUCGCAUUAAGGUUCCUCCGAAGAGCGCAUAUCGAAUCGAGCGAUCACGUACUCACCCGUUUGGGCGAUCCACGGGAGCGGCGUGCACCUUCGACGCGGAUCGCAUCUGUAUCACGUUGAACAAUCUCUUAAGACCCGUUCGCUCACCGCGAUUGAUCGUUCAAUUUAGCCGGUCUCUUCGGUCACUUGCUCUUGUCUGCUCGAGUUUUGCUACGAUAGAUACACUCGAUGAUAUUUCCCGCGAAACGUUCUCGCGCACAGCCUCGCGUUUCCUCGGUAUCUCGCCGCACUUUUGCCUUUAAAAUAAUAAAAUAAUUCUACGAACAUUGAUUAUCUGCACACAAAGUGGAGAAGCGAUAAAAAGUGUAAAAGAAUUUCAAGAUCGUUGAAAGAAUACUUUUAUGCAGAAACGUUGUUUUCGUAAAGUGGAACGAUUGAAAAUUGAUAAAAAUACGACAGCUUUACAGAGCUUCGACAUGCAAUCGCUUCGAAUAUCGCAAACGAAAAGGCAGUGCUGUUCGCGUGAACGUUCGAUCGUGAUUACAUCUUCGCAGAACAGUUUUACUCGUUGUGUGUGAUCGCAGAAUUUAAGGACAAAUAAACGGACUAUUAAUACGUAGACACGAGCCCUGCUGCCUGCGACGAAUCGUUUGCCCCGUUGUGAAAUAAAUUGCGAAGGUAAAAGGAUUGGGUGAAAGGAGCAAUGAAAAAGACGUGGAGCUUUGCGAGUCAGCUUAUUUAUUCUUUCGACAGUCGAUAGAGCCUUUUAUUCGAGUAUUUAAACAGAUCCUGGCUUCCUGCCUCCUUGCGUCCCCUUCUUUUCAGUCUGCUGGAUCGAUGGAACUUGCUUGCUUCCGCCAAGUUCCAACCUCGAAGAGCCGGAGAACUCGAGGUCGCCACCUAGGGUCUACAAUCUUGGACAAACUUUAACUUACCAUUCUUUCGGUAUUAAAAGAAUAAUCUCUGAAUCUAUUUUUAUCAAAAAUAAAGACAUCUUGAGUAUAAAAGGUAAACACAAAGGAGAAAGACAAAAGGAUUGUCAAGUAAAAUAUCGGGUAUCGAUACCUGUUUCUCGAAAUCGAGAAAGUAUUUUCCACCAUUUUCGAGCAACAACCCCGAUUCUUGUCAUCCUUGCACGAAUUAACGAUCGUGGCAUCGUUUAAACCGCAACGGCCAGAGUUGCAGCAACGAAAAAGGAUUGUCUGGUACGCGAGCUGUGACGGAACAGGAAGUGGAAGCUCAUAGAGAAACAGGGAACUUGGCUGAACGACGAAGGGCCUGGCCAUUUCAUUUUCCUCUUGCGCCAUUUGGAUCGCGGCACUUUUAGUCGAUGACGAGGAUCUCCGGUAAACGACCAGCAGUAAUUAAUUGGAACGAAUGCGCGGCCUGGCUCCGGUUGCUCGCGCGGAAUAAUUAAAUCCGUACGUAAGGUGGCGUAAUUGUAACGCGGUCGAAUGGGUAUCUGUGUGUCGCGAGACGGAACACGUUGCCUCGAAAAGAUGUUCCACUUUUUUUUUCUGCGCUGCCGCUUAAUUAAAACAACGCGUCGUCGACGUUUUUCCGCGGCUCCUCUACUUCCCUCGUCUCCGAUCCCGUUCUCCCGGUACCGCUUUAAUAAUCCCGAGGAACGCGAAACGCUCCUAUCUAAUAGGUUUUUAACGGCCAACGUCGCGAAUCUCCCUGCUCCAUUUCUGAUUUCGCCAACGAGCUUCUCCAUCGAACUGCGAGCGUCCGGAUAUCGCUUCGUUAAACGGCGUGCUCUCGUAAGGCGAUCGAACCUGUUAGAGGCGAGAAAGCGGAGCGAAAUGCUCGCGCUUCUAACCUUCUUUUAAUUUAAUCUGUUGGAAAGUUUGGAUAGGAAGAGGAACCCGCUUAUUCUCCGUUGUAAUUUCCCAUGCCACUUAUUUUCCACUUUCAACUCGCUUUCUCCUUUCGAUCUUUACACGAGCAGCCAAAAUGCC
Molecule: messenger RNA, 5203 nt
Organism: Bombus huntii
Lineage: Eukaryota; Metazoa; Arthropoda; Insecta; Hymenoptera; Apidae
Gene: HisCl1
Product: glycine receptor subunit alpha-4
Exons: 7
Coding region: 1428-2867 (479 amino acids)
Biological process (GO): regulation of membrane potential; chemical synaptic transmission; chloride transmembrane transport
Cellular component (GO): synapse; neuron projection; membrane
Molecular function (GO): extracellular ligand-gated monoatomic ion channel activity; neurotransmitter receptor activity; chloride channel activity
Source: RefSeq, a predicted model, not a curated record